CCCCAAUCAUCUAGUUCAAAGCACAGCAUCCAGUUACAGAUGUACAGAUGGAAGUGGUGCCAUGUCAACAUUCAUAUUCCUUUCCUAUAAUUUAGCAGCCUCACUACCAUCUUUAUGGCCUAGUUUGUACAACUUCAAAAACUAUAGAAAAACAUAUUAAGAACUAUAUUAAUUUGAACCAGCAAAACCUAAGAAUGUGUUAGGAUCCCUGAAUUUGAAUGGUUUAGAGUUCAACCACAAGUUUCCGUCUGCUUGCAGUGUCCUGCACAUUCAGCUGUACAAUGAAGUACCUGGUGAGGGACUGUGACCCCAACACAGGAGAGCCUGAUGACGACGGCUACGAUGAUGAAUAUGUGCUGGAGGACCUGGAGGUGACCGUCGCAGAUCACAUACAGAGAGUCCUGAAACCAAACUUUGGCGCAGCGUGGGAGGAAGUGGGAGACGAAAAUGAGAAGGAGGAGACGUUUGCCCUGGCGUCUGUGCGAACACUAGAUGAGGCGGUGGGUAACAUCAUCAGCUUCCUGGGAAUGCAGCCCUGCGAACGCUCCGACAAAGUUCCUGAAAACAAGAACUCUCAUGUUCUCUUUCUCGCUGGUGUGUUCCGAGGAGGCCACGACGUCCUGGUUCGGGCCCGUCUGGCGCUGGCUGAUGGCGUCACCAUGCAAGUGACGGUUCGCAGCACCGAGGAGACCGUUGUCGAUGUGAUCCUUGCUUCUGUAGGCUAGAACUGCAAAUACGUGCCAACCAACGACACAAAGCAUGCAGCAGCCCUUAUCCAUCACUUCCUCAGUCCUGAAGCUUAACUCGUCAUUGUGAUUACUGGUACAAAUGUUUUAUAUCUUCUACAUAUACUCAAACUUUUCUGUUUUUCCAUCUUUUUGUUUCAACUUCACAAUAAAGUUGGUCAAAAUGCAA
Messenger RNA from Poecilia reticulata (guppy), 915 nucleotides. NCBI's taxonomy places the organism in Eukaryota, Metazoa, Chordata, Actinopteri, Cyprinodontiformes, Poeciliidae. The record is from RefSeq and is a predicted model, not a curated record.